AUGGUCCCUCGCAUCCCCCGCAUCCAGCAAAUCCUUCGAGGCAUCAUAGCUCAAGCCCGAAGGUUCCUUGCCAGCCGCAGAACACUCCCAGAAGAUCUCGACUUCUUCUUUCUCUACAUCAAUCCACUUUACGAUGCCCUAGAGCACAUGCAUGACGAGAUGGAGGCGGGUGAUUGGGAGAAUCAGGAUUACGUGCGUCUGGUGAAGACCUACGCCGUUGUGAGAUACAACAUCCAAAAGCUCGGCAGCUUCGGCGAGCAGUGCGAAGAGGAGCGGGGAUAUCGCAAGGAAUGGUGGGAGGGUAGGGUCAUGGAUGUGAUGGAGCUGCUCGAUCAGGUCGGAGUGGAUCUCGCUGAAUUGCUGGACUUCCAAACAGAGAGUGGAGCAAUGACUCUGAGCGAGGCUUGGAGCUAUCUUCCUCGGUAG
Messenger RNA from Coniosporium apollinis CBS 100218, 426 nucleotides. RefSeq lists its product as uncharacterized. The transcript has a single exon. The record is from RefSeq and is a predicted model, not a curated record. Bases 1 to 426 code for a protein of 141 amino acids. Lineage: Eukaryota; Fungi; Ascomycota; Dothideomycetes.